Coccinella septempunctata (seven-spotted ladybird) is the source of this 954-nucleotide messenger RNA. RefSeq names its product translational activator of cytochrome c oxidase 1. The record is from RefSeq and is a predicted model, not a curated record. The transcript is spliced from 4 exons. Bases 87 to 890 code for a protein of 267 amino acids. Gene Ontology annotation, cellular component: mitochondrion. NCBI's taxonomy places the organism in Eukaryota, Metazoa, Arthropoda, Insecta, Coleoptera, Coccinellidae.
AUGAUGAUGUUCUGUGUUUUAGAACAUUAACCUCACUUAAUUUUAAUGAAAUUUUAGGCAAAUAUUUUUUAAUUUGACCAUCAACGAUGUACAAAAAUAUAAGGCAAUUAACGAGAAUAUACGCCUUCCACAAUGAACUGAGUAGAAUGACGAAAAGAUACGCAGGACAUUCGAAAUGGGCCAAUAUUCGACACAUAAAGGGCCUCAAAGAUGCUGAACGAGCAAACUAUUUCCUAAAACUGUCUAGGCAGAUGAAGGUGGCCAUUCAAGAGGGUGGGUCUGUCGAUCCUGCAGCAAAUUCUAAAUUGUCCAACCUUAUUGACCAGGCUCGUAGGGCCAGUAUGCCUGCAGCAACCAUUCAAAGCAUCCUUAAAGGUUCUCAAACUGAUAAAAAGCCAUACAAGAGACUUUUGUUAGAGAUAAAGGGGCCUGGGAGUUGUCUGAUGCUUUGUGAGAUUUUUUCUGAUAACCCCCAUUUAACAAAGCAAGGUAUAGCUACAAUUUUGAGGAAAAACGGUGGAAAAUACAUAGAAAACAUAACUAGUCUAUUCACUGAGAAAGGAAUCAUUGAAGCUGAAGUCAAAUCUUCGGAAGAAAUGAGUAAAGUCUUGGAAAAAGCAACGGAUGAUGCUAUUGAAGCAGGAGCAGAAGACGUGACAGACGUUGAUAACAAUAUUUUACAGUUCCUUUGUGGAAGCUCUAAUUUGAAAGCUGUGACAACUGAACUUGAAGCGAAGGGAUAUAAUAUUCUGAGUUCUAGCAUAGAAUACUUACCAUUAAAAUACCAAACUUUAAAUGAAAAAGACAUGGAGACAUACCUUAAAUUACAUGAAAAAUUAGAAAGUGUACCUGAGGUUGUUAGGAUCAUUAAUAAUAUUGAGGUGGAAUGAAAAAAAAAUAGUUAAUUAUUGAUUUUUAUUGAAUCAAUUUGUUAAUAUAUUGAUAUUAAACAUU